AACUGCUGGCUUGGAAGCUCCAUGCAAAGUUUCACUUGAAUAAUGUCUUGAAAAUGCAACGAAGUUUCUUAUUUGGUCUCCAGAUUGUCAUGAUAUUGAAGGGGCCUUUUGUUCCGAUUAGAAAAAAGAUAAACUAUCGAGAAAAACACACAAAGGAGUCUAUCAGGAAGAAUAUAGCGAAAAGAUUGCAAUUAAGUCUGAAUUCGUUUGUUUUUCAGUUUGUGCGGGCUCGUAAUAUUCCUGUGAUUUAUCUACAGGAUGUGAUCGAAGUACAAGAAGUUGCAAUCAAUCCGAUUUCAAAGAUAUUGUUGGCUAGUAGUUUAAAAGCAGCUAUAUCACUGAUUGAAAAACCUGGUGGUGACCUAAUUGGAGCGUUCACAUUAAUCAAGCUUGCUUACCUAGAACCACGAAAACAUGUACCAGAAUAUAUCCCUAUUUAUUCUUUCAUCACUUUGACUGAAUAUUCACUAACAGAUUAUUCGUGUGAAUAA
This is a messenger RNA of Loa loa (African eye worm), 491 nucleotides long. RefSeq lists its product as hypothetical. The transcript has 3 exons. Lineage: Eukaryota; Metazoa; Nematoda; Chromadorea; Rhabditida; Onchocercidae. The record is from RefSeq and is a predicted model, not a curated record. Bases 54 to 491 code for a protein of 145 amino acids.